Molecule: messenger RNA, 867 nt
Organism: Colletotrichum karsti
Lineage: Eukaryota; Fungi; Ascomycota; Sordariomycetes; Glomerellales; Glomerellaceae
Exons: 8
Coding region: 1-867 (288 amino acids)
Source: RefSeq, a predicted model, not a curated record
AUGGUAGGACCCAAGGGUCUCAAAGGCGACGACUACGUCAUGUUUGUGACAUUGAUCAUGUAUGCCAUUUGUGCUGUCAUGGUGGAUCUUGUCUAUCGAUACGGCACGAAUGUUGAUCUUGUAGCCGACCAGAUUGAACUUCUGAGCGAUGCAGAAGUUGCACAACUGGUUAAUGGCUCGAAGUUCCAGCAAGUCGCAUGGUAUUCAUACACAGCGUAUCUAUGGUCUUUGAAAGUGGCUUUGCUCUUCUUUUACAGCAGAAUGACAUUCGCAUUAUGGCAGCAUGAGCGAGUCUUGACAUACUUGACUUGGUUCACAGUAGCAUCAUAUCUGGCAGUGGUUGGCACCAUCACUUUCAGCUGUCGUCCAUUUCGUGAUAACUGGGGCGUCCGGCCUCUCCCACACGACAGGUGUGUCUUCAAGGCACAGAAUCUGGUGGUCACAACGCUUCUGAAUGUCCUCACCGAUGCGGCAAUACUAAGUCUCCCACUUCCAGUUCUCCGAGAGAUCAGAGUACCAAUGUACAAGAAAGUCUUCAUCGCUGCCCUCCUAUGCUCCGGUCUGUUCGUCAUGGCAGCUUCCAUAAUGAGAGUGGCGGCUACGAUGGGUUCAGAGCCGUCAACACUUACGGUGAACCGCUGGGGAGUUCGAGAAUUGGAACUACCGUCCACCAGUGCGAAACACGAACCCGAUGAUGAGCGCAAGGAGAAGCAAAACUACAAUGGUCGUGGCAGUCAGGUGGAUGUGGAGGUAGACUCUGCUACCAACGACGGGGAGAUCGAGCGACUUAACGAAACUGAGGAGGUGGUGAUUCACGAGCAGGAAAGAUACCGAGACAUAAUCGAGGAGGAGGAAGAAAGAGGCUGA